This is a messenger RNA of Rana temporaria (common frog), 1510 nucleotides long. RefSeq names its product tumor necrosis factor receptor superfamily member 26-like. Gene Ontology annotation, biological process: TRAIL-activated apoptotic signaling pathway; positive regulation of apoptotic process. Gene Ontology annotation, molecular function: protein binding. The record is from RefSeq and is a predicted model, not a curated record. The transcript has 12 exons. The coding region runs from base 52 to 951 and encodes 299 amino acids. Gene Ontology annotation, cellular component: plasma membrane; cell surface. NCBI's taxonomy places the organism in Eukaryota, Metazoa, Chordata, Amphibia, Anura, Ranidae.
AGUAUUGUUAUAGAGACAUCGUCCACACCACGCUAAAGCUGCAGCAUAGAUAUGGAUACAAUAAGACGGGCACCACGAGGGACGGCGCUGUUCUAUGUUCUGACUAUCACAACUGCAUUCGGUUUUUUGGAAAACAUCACAGAAGGAAAGACUGCACCAUCAAUUGAAGAUAGAAUUAUCUUUACGUGCGAUGACAAUGAAUACCUCGUGUCCAAUAGGUGCUGCCAAAAGUGCCCAGCACGCACACGUGUCUCCAUCUCCUGCUCUGUGAAUCAUGGUCUGGGAGAUUGCAGAAACUGCAUAACGGGAAAAGACUUUACCGCCUUCCCUAAUGGAUUGAACACCUGCCUGCCAUGCCGUGCUUGUAGAGGAGAUGAAGUAGUGGUAGAAGAAUGUACCCUGACGAGGAACACCCUAUGUAAGUGCAAACAGGGAACAUACCUGUGUCAGGCCAACAUGAACUGCUCAAGCACAGGGACCUGUUCAACCUGUUCAAGUUGCCCAGAGGGACAAGGAAUCAAGUAUCCAUGCAAUGCCACCGCCAAUACAGUUUGUGAGGAUCUAGUCGAAAUGUCUAUCCCAAACUUGCACCAAAUAGGACUGAUCAUUGGUCUGUCUGUGGCCACGGCAGUCAUUCUUCUUCUCAUUGGUUUCAUCAUUUGUGGAUAUCGUCAUCGCAGGAAGAGAAAAGAAGGUCAAGAUCACCCGGUUAAAGACCAAACUGCAGCUGACGAUAAUUUCCCAGAUAAUGUCUCCAAUUCAGAGUUCUCUGAUUCAGAACAACACAGUAAUCGUUCAAGUAUCCGCCUGAUAAAUGAUGAGACGUUCCCUGAUAUAGAAUACCACAGUUUUCCUCCUCACACCCCCAUGAUGGAUACUAAGGAGGAUCCUCCCAAUGGCAGUAUAAUGUCCAGCUCUGAAGAUUGUGCUGUUAAGAAUAAUAAUCCAUGAGAUUACUGGAAGAAAUUUUGAAGUCGUCAGGAUUUACAAAAAAGCAACAUGGUGCCGACUGAUGGUAUUCCAUGCCAGCAACUGAACACAGCUGACUUUCACCAUGGGGCCCAUAGAUUUUGAAGCCAAUGCUUCAUGUUACAUCCAUGCCAAGUAUGCUGUUGAAGUGGUUAAUAUAAUGUUGAGGGUUAGGUUAGUUUUAGGGCCAAUAGUUGGCUUUAGGGUCAAAAGUUUUAGGGAUUAAAAUGCAUGUAAAAGUAAUUUUCUUUGUUUUGGACAGGGCCACCAUCAGGGGUUACAGGCAUUACAUUAAGAAAUGUUCUAAAGGUUUUUUUUCUUCGUUUGACCCCCCCACCCCCCACCUUUAGAAACUUGCAGCAGGAGUCCGCCCCCUCCCACCCCCGUUUUUUUUUAUUAAUUUAUUUUGUAUUUAUUUUUUUCGUCUGACCCCCACCUUUUGCAACUCGCAGCAGGGAAACCGCCCAGAUUUACUUUAGCAACUCACGGGAGGGGAGAGAGAAACGAAGACUUGACUUUGUUUUGUUCAUCAUCACCAACC